Molecule: messenger RNA, 2047 nt
Organism: Lobosporangium transversale
Lineage: Eukaryota; Fungi; Mortierellomycota; Mortierellomycetes; Mortierellales; Mortierellaceae
Exons: 4
Coding region: 93-1988 (631 amino acids)
Source: RefSeq, a predicted model, not a curated record
CACACUUUCUAUAUUGCAAAACAUCUCUUCUUAAUUCUCUAUUUCUUUUUCAUUUCAUUCCAUUUCUUUUUCUCAUUCAAUAUAGCAUCAUAAUGGCGCCAGAGAAGGUUGUAAGAUUGGGUUCUUGGUCAGCAUUCUGGGGUGACUCGGUUAGCAGUGCCGCUCAGUUGGUUGAACUGGAGGGCAAAAAUCUUGAUUAUCUCGUUGCAGAUUAUUUGGCUGAGGUAACUAUGGGCUUGCUCGCGCGCCACCGCAGCUCGGGUGGCAAGUCCAAGAAGGAGAGCCGUGCUGGCCCAGGAGGAUAUGUUGGAGAUUUUAUCACGUUUGUUUGGAAGAGAUUAGUUGAAGACAUCGUCGCGAAUGGUACUAAGGUCAUCACCAAUGCUGGUGGACUUGCCCCACUAGCACUCAAGGAAGCGAUUGAGACUAUUGCCAAGGAAAACGGUAUUGAGGGCCUGGUUGUUGCAGCUGUCACUGGAGAUGAUCUUCACGAGCGAUCCGAAGAAAUGAGCGCAAAGGGAGAGCUUUUACCAUUCAACUAUAUCACUGGUAAUAAGGAUGAAGUGGAUCGAUAUCCAGGAUCCGACAAGAAGAAAUUGUCGUUGAAUGCUUAUUUGGGCGCUAUACCUAUUGCGGAGGCGCUCGACGCUGGUGCAUCGAUCGUGGUCACGGGACGCGUUGUCGACAGUGCACUGGUACUGGGGCCCUUACUUCACGAGUUCAAAUGGGAUCCGCUCAAGGACUGGGACCAAAUGGCGGCUGCCUCUUUGGCUGGACAUAUCAUCGAGUGCGGAUGCCAUACCACUGGUGGUAACUUUACGGACUGGGAGCUCAGCGCCAAUUCUCCUCAUGGAGGAUGGGCUAACAUGGGAUUCCCUAUCGCUGAGUGUCAUGCUAAUGGCGACUUUGUGAUCACGAAGCCAGCUGAGACAGGAGGACUGGUAACCGUGGCCACAGUGGCGGAGCAAUUGGUCUAUGAGGUUUUGGAUCCUGGAUCAUACAUCCUUCCCGACGUCAUUCUCGACCUCCGGGACGUCAAGCUCAGCCAAGUCGGUAAGGACCGUGUCUUGGUCACUGGAGCUAAGGGUAGGCCCCCGACUCCCUAUCUUAAGUGCUCUGGAGUCUAUGUUGAUGGCUACAAGAUCACAGCAGAUCUUUGGAUUGGUGGUAUUGAUGCAAGACGCAAGGCGCUCGCUGUAGGAGAUGCUGUCGUGAAGCGUGGCAAAAAGAAUCUUGAGCGAUUUGGUAUUGAGGACUUUACUGCGGUACGCGUUGAGGCUCUUGGUGCAGAGUCAACUUAUGGACCCCACUCGACUGCACAAGAUGCUCGCGAGGUAUGCUGCAGAAUCACAGCCGUCCACCCUGAAAAGCACGGAUUACUCCUCCUUGCAGUUGAACUCGCACCAAGCGCAACUGGUAAUGCUCCUGGUAUAACAGGUGGUGGAGCCGGUCGUCCUCAUCCAAGCCCCAACAUGACCCACUAUUCGGUCUUGGCUCCCAAAGAAGCUGUUCCAGCACUGUUGACUAUCGGCAGCGGUGACAAGCAGAUCACAAAGACAGUCAAAUUUACUGCGCCUACGAAUGCCAAGAACGAGUACCCUCCCGCUCUCCCUGUUGCGCCUUUGCCACCAACGAAUUCAAGCGAGGAAACCGUAAUUGUCCCGCUUAUCCGUAUUGCUUAUGCACGAAGUGGUGAUAAGGGUGAUACUGCCAAUAUUGGUGUCAUUGCUCGUGACCCCAAGUUCUUCCCAUAUAUCAAUCAACAAUUGACAGCCGAGUCUGUCAAGGAGUACAUGGCACACCUUGCACAAGGCAAAGUAGCACGUUAUGAGCUCCCGGGUAUCCAUGCUUUGAAUUUUGUCUUGACGCGUAGCUUGGGAGGAGGAGGCUUGAGUUCACUGAACUUGGAUCGUCAAGGCAAGUCAUAUGGUCAGAUGCUUCUUAGUUACAAGGUCAAGGUUCCUAAAGGUCUUUUAUCAAGCUUGUAAGAAAGGAAAAACUCAGAUGUAUUCAAGUACUGUGAAGCGUUGUAAUAAAUGUACCAUGA